CUCACGACCCAGAUUUCUUCACAUAUAUGUCCAUGUGUCUGUCUGAAAUUUUAAGUGACAUUGGUUUAAACGAGGAAAUGGUACUAAAAAGAAGACGGGCAUGGCUUCAAAGGGAAUCUUUAGCAACUUUGGCACACAGAUUAAAAGGAAUACAGCAAACUAUUUACAUGUUUGGUAGUCUGACGGAGGGAACAACAACAUUUGGAAUGCGUUCAGACAACGACAUGUUGAUUUAUUACGACAUUCACAACGUGGUCAGUGGCAUAGAGGAUUGCAAACCAGAAAAGAUCAAUCUCCUGGUUUUCAGCGAAGUUUCAACACCUCCAGGGUACUGUCUUCUUAGUCAAGUUCAACGUGAUACGCCUUUUCACAGACUCAAACAAACACUACUUCCGCACGGACUAUUUCAAAUAUUUUUUAAUUACUUGAAUGCCAUCGAUGAUAAUGAGUAUAAACUGCAUGGACCUGCACUUAGAGUAAAAGGACGUUUUGAUCCUAAUGAUCAAGACUAUGUUUAUGCUUAUCAUUGCCAAGCAUGGCCAAGUUCAGCGAGAACGUGGUUAACAGAGGAGGGUAUAGGAGGAUGGCCGACAAAAGAAAUGAAAUCAUUUGCAGAAACUAAUGGAUGCUUCCUCGUAGGUGUUGGCAGUAAGGGCAGUGAUAUGGAACAGUACGAAUACAGAAUAUCUACUUCUCUAGCGGAAAGGUGUCUAAUGUUCAGUUUGAAUAUAACGCAGAUAAGGUGUUAUGUCUUAAUGAAAAUGAUCAUCAAAACGUUUAUCCAUCCUUGUGGCGAUAGUAUCAUUACAAGCUAUAUGUGUAAAACUGUCCUUUUUCACUGUAUACAACAUACAUAUUCAACUUUAUGGCAGGAAUCCGAAUUGCUCUAUUGUCUAACGCUUUGUUUGUCAGCCUUACAAUAUUGCGUCCUUAUUGGGAACUGUCCACAUUUUAUAAUACGUGAGAACAAUUCGAUGGAAGGACGAUUUACAAAAGAAUUCAGGACAGUGUUCAUAGAACAAAUGCGUCAUAUAAUAUUAGACAAUGGGUUAUCAUUGCGACAUGCCGAGUAUGAUGAAUUAGGUAUACGAUUACAAUGUAAAAUGAAACAUGUAUCCCGAAACAUGGACAGUAUUUAUCACCUGCCGAGAUUAGGGCUUAUAGUUUUGGCAUCCUACUGCGUGACACUGGCAAGAGUAUUCAAGAUUUUCAUCAGAUCAUCAUAUCCGCUACAAUGUAUGAAGAUGUGAGUACUGACCUAAUUAUUAUUAUUAUUAUACCAGAUUUAUAUAGCGCCCUUUUCAUGGUAAACACGUUCAAAGGCGCUUUACAUAUACUGCAGCCACACAGGGCGCGAAAUCAUCCUCUACUAGUACAGACAAAGAGCGAUCUGGCCAGAGGGACAGAAUGAGAUAAAGCCCCCAGAACAGACAGAGAGAACAUUUCAGAUACAAACGUGUCCGGCUAACUUAGCCUAGCUCUUUUCGAAUAGACAGUCUGGUUCUUUAACGUGCCCGGUGUAUAGCACCGAUACACGCGAAGCCGUCUUUCCUGGGAAGAACCAGUACAGGCCUCUAGUUAGG
Molecule: messenger RNA, 1583 nt
Organism: Mercenaria mercenaria
Lineage: Eukaryota; Metazoa; Mollusca; Bivalvia; Venerida; Veneridae
Exons: 1
Coding region: 27-1250 (407 amino acids)
Source: RefSeq, a predicted model, not a curated record